AUGCCAGUGUACCUCGGGAACUGCCACUGCGGCGCCUUCAAGUUCACGCUGACCGCCGCCGAUGAGCUCAAGCAUGCAUUCUCUUGCGAUUGCAGCAUCUGUUCCCGGAAUGGAUAUGUCCUGGUUAAGGAUGGGGAGCUCGUGGCGACCAAGGGGGACUUCCAAACGACGCUUUCGUCUUACAGCUUCGGAAAGCAUCAGGCGGAGCACAAGUUCUGUCCAAAAUGCGGCACUUCUAUUGCAAUAUAUAUCAGCAGUAAAUCGUUGACUCUGGUGAAUCUUCGCGCCAUCGAGGGCAUCGACCUUGACUCUCUCUCCAUCAACAGUGACUUCAAAGGCUCUCAAACCGAGCCGGCUUAUCAGGCCCCGACACACCCGGUCCCCUCUAUAGAGCCUCCGUCAGAUUCAGCCGUCUACAACGGGAGCUGCCAUUGCGGCGCCGUGGCCUACACACUCGUCCAGCCAAAUAAGAUCACAACGGUCACCGAAUGCAACUGCAGCAUCUGCUCGCGCAACGGCGCCCGGUGGGCCUACAUCCUGGCCAGAAACCUCACUGUCCGUGAUGCGGAGACCGAGACGACGGAAUACGACUUCAACACGAAGCAAGGGAAGCACACAUUUUGCAAAACGUGUGGGGUCGUGGUUUACAUCCGCUUCGCUGGGCCAGAAGGCACUAUGCUGGAUCCCGCGAAGAGAGCGCUCAAUGUUCGGACAUUGAAUGGGAUCGAUCUAGAGAGUUUUGAGGUGACGAAAGCAAACGGGAAGGCGUUUCCUCCCGCAUAUGUAGUUCCCGAGUAG
Messenger RNA from Mycena indigotica, 798 nucleotides. RefSeq lists its product as uncharacterized. Gene Ontology annotation, molecular function: carbon-sulfur lyase activity. NCBI's taxonomy places the organism in Eukaryota, Fungi, Basidiomycota, Agaricomycetes, Agaricales, Mycenaceae. The transcript has 3 exons. The record is from RefSeq and is a predicted model, not a curated record. The coding region runs from base 1 to 798 and encodes 265 amino acids.